Messenger RNA from Ahaetulla prasina, 3671 nucleotides. It is a transcript of the gene VEZT, whose product is annotated as vezatin, adherens junctions transmembrane protein. Gene Ontology annotation, biological process: cell-cell adhesion. The transcript is spliced from 14 exons. Gene Ontology annotation, cellular component: plasma membrane. The record is from RefSeq and is a predicted model, not a curated record. Lineage: Eukaryota; Metazoa; Chordata; Lepidosauria; Squamata; Colubridae. The coding region runs from base 471 to 2582 and encodes 703 amino acids. Gene Ontology annotation, molecular function: myosin binding.
CUCGGCGGACUCGCUUUCCCAUGGUGCCUGAAGAGCGGGGUACGGAUGGCGGAGAAGGAUGACACCGGAGUUUGACGACGAAGUGGUGUUUGAGCCCAAAUAUCCAGAGGACCUAGCUGCCUACUAUGGGAACUUACAUAGAAUUCACCACUCUAUCAGUACUUACAGGAUCUGGGACAUACUGAUUUUGAAAUAUGCUCACCAUUGUUGCAGAAGUCAGAAGAAUGCACAUCCAAAGAGGGACCAAAAGAAAUGGAUAUAUAAAAGGAGAUGAUGAAAACUCUGAUGGAUUGCACGAAAAAGAAGAGAAUCAAUUCAGUUUAGUGGUUAAAAUACCAAGUAGAAACUGAGAUCUGAUCCCACUUUAGGCUUGAAAUCCCAGCUGGGGACUCUGGAAAGACAUCCUGUCAAACCUAGCUGAGAGAUUAAAAAGCUGGCUUCCUUUUUCCCUAUAUAAGAAAAGGCAUGAUAUGCUUCAUCAGUUGGAUGUUGGUUUUCGUUCAGAGGCACUCUGCACCAUCCUGCAACAGGAAGUUCUGCUACAGGAGGAUGUUGAACUGAUUGAACUAUUUGAUCCUAGUAUCCUGUCUGCAGGACAGCUCAAACAGCAGGAACAUGGACAUCUUCCAACACUAUGCUCCCUAGCAACUCCUAAUAUUUGGGAUAUUUCAUUAUUUUUUCUCUUCAUCAGCACACUGGUGACAAUUCCUUCUUUAUGGAGUGGAUUCCUUGGAUUAAUUUUGGGAGUAGUUUUCUUGGUUUACCUAACUAUGCGAGGUUUGGAUAUAACACGGAUUGCAAAGUUGCAAAUGUCUCUUAAACAAUGUCAUCUCCAACUAGAAGAUAUAAUGGUUAAUUGCCGCGCCUUCACUAACCUUGUGAGGAAAGCAUUGCGACUCAUUCAAGAAACUGAAGUAAUUUCCAGGGGAUUUACUCUUUUGCUUGACAGGGUUAGUGCUGCUUGCCCAUAUAAUAAAGGUGGACAACAUCCUUGUCAGCAUCUGAUUGGUCUUCGAAAAGCCGUGUAUCGAUCAGUAAGAGCCAACCUCAGAACUUCAAGACUUGCUACCUUAUAUAUGCUUAAACAUUACCCACUGAAUUCUGAGAGUGACAAUGUCACAAACUACAUAUGUGUGGUGCCUUUUAAGGAGCUUGGUUUGGGAUUAAAUGAAGAGCAAGUAUCUGAAGAAGAAGCACACAACCUCACUGAUGGCUUCAGCUUGCCUGCGCUAAAGGUUUUAUUUCAGCUUUGGGUCGGUCAAAGUUCUGAAUUCUUUAGGCGACUACUACUUCUGUUAUCUCCCUCUAAUGCAUCUCUCAAGAGCCAGAUUACACCAGAACGUUUGCCUCUUUGUAUCUUUUCUGAUAUAAUUCAAGGUCUGCCACAUGCUCAUGCUGCUUGUUUAGAAGAACUUAAAAGGAGUUAUGAAUUUUAUCGGUAUUUUGAAACACAUCAUCAAUCUUACUUGGAACGUCCAGUCAAAGCUAAACCAAAAUCAGGAUCACUAAGCCAUCUCCACACUGCUGUGCGCAGUUUGCAACUCCAUCUAAAAGCCUUACUGAAUGAAAUGAUAAUUCUUGAGGAUGAACUUGAGAAGGUUAUGAAUUCCAAGGAAAGCCCAGAAUUAACUUGGGAGGCCUACCAAAUUGCAGAUCAGAAAUUUAAAUUGAUUCAGCCUCACAUGCAUGCUAGCAAUAGUUGUUGGGAAGAGGCUAUUUCUCAGGUGGAAAAAAUGAUUCGAAGAAAUUCAGAUAAAAAAGGUAAAUCGGAACCAUCUUGUGAAAACAAGCAUUGUACUACGGUACCUUUAAAGCAGCCGACUGUGCAUAUAGAAGACAAAGACCCUGUUCCUGAAGAACAGGAACUUGAAGCAUAUGUUGAUGAUAUAGAUAUGGACGAGUGUAAGAGAGAUGAUUUUUAUUACUUUUCUCUGGAAGACAGACAGAGACAAAAACGUGAAAGAGAAGAAUCUAAGAGAGUGCUGCAGGAACUGAAAUCUGUGUUGGGAUUUAAAGCUUCAGAGGCAGAAAGGCAAAAGUGGAAACAACUGCUGUUUAGUGAUCAAGCUGCAAUGAACAUUUCUACUUCAGAGAACUGUGUACCAAAUUCAGAAUUACUUAAAAAUUCAGACAGAGACAAGCAGGAUUGUAGCAAAAAUGAAAAUCUAGAAGAAACCAUUUCUGACUACAAAAUGAAAAUUCCCAAAAAUGAAAAAGAAAAGAUGGAAUAUUUAUUUGAAGGCCUUGAAGUGAAUGAACAUGAUGUUGUUGCCAUUACUGCCUCACCAGAAGUUGAAAAAAGAACAUGUUCCCAGUGCAACGGAGAAGGUGAGGAAUCUAAACAAAGUGCUGUAGAUGUAAGUAUGAUAGAGUCAUUUGAAAAUAAACAGUCUUCCAUCAAACAAAGGUUGGCUGAACUCCAUAUAUCCACAGAUUUUAAUUUCACAUCAGGUCUAGCAGCACAGGUUGCUGCCAAAUCCCUCACAUUUAGAACCAUGAAAGAACAGAUGUUUGGAGAAGAUGAGGAAACAAUGGAAAUUCAGGAAAAUGAGGACAUUUUUGAAAAAACAGAAAAUACAUGACUGAAAAUGACAUAUUAUAAAGUUUCACUUUAAAUUUGUUUUGCUGACUUGAAAGCAAGAUAAAGGGGCACAAGAAAAAUCAGAAUUUAGCAAUGGAUGACAAGGGAUAUGUAUAUCUAUUGUUAAAAUAAUACUAUUUAGUAGACUUUUACUAGCCUUUUGAAAUGUAUACAAAUGCAAAUACAACCAGACUCAAGAUGUACAGUACAAUUCUUAUUGCUGCCGGAGGUGACUGAAUGUUUUUAUUAAUGUUUUAUUUAUUUAUAUUAUGAGGGUUUUUUUCUAAUAGAAAAUUAUUUGUUGUUUCCUUAAUAGCAACAUUAAUUUAAAUAAAAAUACUUGAAAUCAGUAUUUAACAAUUUUUUGUGGGUCUCAUACCAGCUUUAUUUCUUCUAUUGAUUCUGCUUUAUAUCACUAGCUUUUGUUGAGCCAUUACUUCAUUAUGGUUCUAUACUAAGAUGUAUCAAAUUGAAAUAAAAAAAUAACAUCCAUUAUUGAUGUAUGAUAGCGAAGGUUUAAAUCAUUUGCCUAUGUUCACUUCUGACUGGAGAAAACAAUUUGAAUUUAUCAUGUAUUUGCCACAUUUCUCUGUACUAAAUUUUCAGCCUAUUCCUUAUAAUAACCAUUCACUUCCCUAUUUGUACAUGAGAAAAAUUAAACAAAUUUUGAACCAGUCUUCCUUCUUCUGUUAAUUUCUUUGAAUAAAAGCAAUUUUGUCUCUUCUAUAAACAUACUGAUAUUUGAUUGUAAUAGUGUACAUAUCUGAUUUGUAUCAGUUACUCUCAAUUCAGGUAACUCAAUUUCUUUUAUUUUAGUCUGAAUAUUUCAGAUAAUUAAUAGUUAUUCAACACUAUUGAUUGUCAUUGAACAACAUUAGACUAUUUUGCUAAAUGUAAGUUUAGGGCCUAACAACAAGUGAAGAUGGAUUAGGCUUGUAUCAAUAAUGAGUAAAGUCAGCAACCGCCAAAUAUCCACUUUUAUUAAAGUAAUAAAUCAAAUGGGUUUAUGAUAAAUGAUGCUUAGUUCUCAUUUUUGCUUAGUAAAAUUAUUGAAGACUUAUUCCUAUAUUAAACUUGGAAAACUGCUGUA